AUGGCCCAAGCCAAUGACGAAUUCAUGCAGGCGCUAUCUGCAAUGAUUGUGCAAACCCUCAGAACGUCAAUCGGAAAUGCUGUUGAACAGGCGAAUAUCGGUCCUCGAAAUCCUGCUGGAGACGCUGCUGCUCCAACACCGAAAGUCCCGUCAUUCUCUAUGAACGAAUACCGGUCCGCAGAAGGGACAUCCGUUUCGGACUAUCUCAACCGAUUUGAGUGGGCGCUGCAGCUGAGCCACAUACCAGAAGGUCAGUACGCACACUAUGCCAGAGUUCACAUGGGAGCUGAACUGAACAACGCGUUAAAGUUCCUCGUAACCCCCCGGAAUCCUGCAGAAGUACCAUACGAGGAACUACGUGCUACGCUGGUCAACUACUUUGACCGAACGAAAAACAAAUUUGUAGAAAGCAUCAAAUUUAGACAGAUCGUCCAGCAAAAAGGUGAAACGGUCGCGCAGUUCGCCUUACGAUUGAAACAAGGUGCAUCACAUUGUGAAUACGGUAACUUUCUGGACCGAAUGUUGAUCGAACAACUUUUACAUGGACUCGAGGCUACAGAUACGUGUGAUGAAAUCUUAGCAAAGAAACCAGAAACGUUUCACGCUGCCUACGAAAUCGCGCACACGCUAGAAGCAACCCACAACACAGCACGAGAGGUGAACACAGGGACACUAUCGCCGAAUCCGCCUGAAACCGCAAACAAGCUCGGUUACGAAAACUCCAGAUAUAGAAAACUAACGCAACCUGAUUGCCGUCCGUCAACAUCAUACCCGGCACAACAGCGACAGCGAAAUUUCGAGUCGCUAGGUGGUAGGCAGCAAUCCAGUAGUUACAACGAUCGGGUGUCGGACCCCUGUAAUGGUUGUGGCGGUCACCACCUACGGAAUCAUUGCCGUUUCCGUAAUGCAAGGUGCAACAAUUGCAACAAGAAAGGCCAUAUUGCUAGAGUGUGCAGAUCAACGAAGGUCAAUUUACAAAAUUCUUCCACCGACGAAGUUCAAUCACAAGAGGACGCAGUUUCUGAGCUUGAUUCGAUACAGUCGUUAAGCCAGGUGUACGACGUACAUUCGAUCGGGAAAAAGAUGAUCAACGUGCAGAUAGAAGGGCGGUCUUUACAAAUGGAGUUAGACACCGGAGCACCAUGCGGGAUUAUUGGAGAAACAAUGUUAAAAGCUAUCAAACCGAGACUUUCGCUGUUACCAACGGACCGACAGUUUUCGAGUUACUCCGGUCACCGUAUCAAUUGUAUUGGUCGCACACCUGUGAACGUAUCUGUCGGAGCUGCAACGCGUAGGCUCAAUGUAUACGUAGUAUCCGGAAAAUCUGAAGCCCUCUUUGGUCGAGAAUGGAUCACACACUUUGCUGACCAGAUCAACUUAAAUAGACUUUUCGCACCCGGCGUGCCUGUCAAUUCGCUUGCUACUACCGCACUAAGUCAGAAAGAAGAAGCUAAGUUAUCAGAACUACUGGAACAUUUUAGUGACAUUUUUAGCGACAUUCCCGGUAAGCUUGUGGGACCACCAGCAAAAGUGCAUUUAAAACCAGAUGUAUCACCAGUUUUCGCUAGGGCACACGAUGUACCCCUUGCCUUACGCGAACGUUAUGCAACAGAAAUCGAUAAAAAACUCGCUUCAGGAUUUUACCAAAAAGUGGACUUUUCGGAAUGGGCAUCACCGACACACAUCGUCGUGAAGAAAAAUGGUAGUAUUCGGAUCACCGGUAAUUACAAGCCAACCGUCAAUCCGAGGAUGGUCGUCGAUGAACAUCCAAUACCAAGAAUCGACUCAAUUUUCAAUAAAAUGAAGGGAGCUGCCUUGUUUUGCCAUUUGGACAUAACCGAUGCCUAUACACACUUGCCAAUCGACAACGAAUUCAGCCACGUACUUACGCUGAACACCACGACACACGGGCUUAUCCGUCCUACGAGAGCGGUUUAUGGAGCUGCCAAUAUCCCUGCUAUUUGGCAACGCCGAAUGGAAACCGUCCUUCAGGAGCUGGACAACGUCGUCAGUUUCUAUGAUGAUAUUAUCGUUUUCGCAAACAACUUCGACGAUCUACUGCUAGCGCUAACAAAUACAAUGGAAAGGUUGAAAGUAAAUGGUUUGCGGCUCAACCGAUCAAAAUGUGUGUUCGCCGUACCGUUUCUCGAAUGUUUAGGGCACAAAAUCGAUCACCAGGGACUCCACAAGUCGGAUAAACAUAUCGAAGCCAUCCGUGAUGCUCCACGCCCAUCAACGCCAGAUGAAUUGCAGCUUUUCUUAGGUAAGGCAACUUAUUAUAGUUCAUUCAUUCCGAACCUUUCCUCUAGAGCCAGAAGCUUACGCGACAUGCUUCUUACCGAUCCGUUUAAAUGGACACCAGAAGCUGAGAAGGCUUACCACGAUUUGAAACACGCUUUAAUCUCCCCGCAAGUAUUAAUGCAAUACGAUCCUACAUUGCCGGUGGUUCUAGCAACGGAUGCUAGUAAAACGGGCUUGGGUGCUGUGCUUUCACACCGACUUAGCAGCGGAAUAGAACGGCCUGUGAAUGAAUGA
Molecule: messenger RNA, 2535 nt
Organism: Sabethes cyaneus
Lineage: Eukaryota; Metazoa; Arthropoda; Insecta; Diptera; Culicidae
Exons: 1
Coding region: 1-2535 (844 amino acids)
Molecular function (GO): zinc ion binding; nucleic acid binding
Source: RefSeq, a predicted model, not a curated record